AAUUCCCCGUCCUUUCUCUCUACGCCAGCCCUUCAAGAUGCCGAAGGGAAAGAAGGCCAAGGGGAAGAAGGUAGCCCCGGCCCCGGCCGUGGUGAAGAAGCAGGAGGCCAAGAAGGUGGUCAACCCCCUGUUCGAGAAGAGGCCCAAGAAUUUUGGUAUUGGACAGGACAUCCAACCCAAGAGGGACCUCACCCGCUUUGUCAAAUGGCCCCGCUACAUCCGGCUGCAGCGGCAAAGGGCUAUUCUCUAUAAGCGGCUGAAGGUGCCUCCUGCAAUUAACCAAUUCACCCAGGCCUUGGACCGACAAACAGCUACUCAACUGCUUAAGCUGGCCCACAAGUACAGACCAGAGACAAAGCAGGAGAAGAAGCAGAGGCUGCUGGCCCGCGCUGAGAAGAAAGCCGCCGGCAAAGGCGACGUCCCCACCAAGAGGCCACCUGUCCUUAGAGCAGGGGUCAACACUGUCACCACCCUGGUGGAGAACAAGAAGGCUCAGCUGGUGGUGAUCGCUCACGAUGUGGAUCCCAUCGAGAUAACUCUAGAGCUAACGCUGUCUUCCAGCUCGUGGUCUUCCUGCCUGCCCUGUGCCGCAAGAUGGGGGUUCCCUACUGCAUCAUCAAGGGCAAGGCCCGGCUGGGGCGCCUGGUCCACAGGAAGACAUGCACCACCGUGGCCUUCACACAAGUCAACUCGGAGGACAAGAGUGCUCUGGCUAAGCUGGUGGAAGCCAUCAGAACCAAUUACAACGACAGAUACGAUGAGAUCCGUCGUCACUGGGGAGGCAAUGUCCUGGGGCCGAAGUCAGUGGCUCGCAUCGCCAAGCUGGAAAAGGCUAAGGCCAAAGAACUGGCCACCAAGCUGGGCUGAGUGUACACUAUUGAGUUUUCUGUACUGUACAUAAAAGUAAUAAAAAGGCUGCUUCAGCUGGUAUCAAGCA
Messenger RNA from Cervus elaphus (red deer), 937 nucleotides. It is a transcript of the gene RPL7A, whose product is annotated as ribosomal protein L7a. Lineage: Eukaryota; Metazoa; Chordata; Mammalia; Artiodactyla; Cervidae. The transcript has 8 exons. The record is from RefSeq and is a predicted model, not a curated record. Gene Ontology annotation, biological process: ribosome biogenesis. Bases 38 to 901 code for a protein of 287 amino acids. Gene Ontology annotation, cellular component: ribonucleoprotein complex.